Messenger RNA from Cutaneotrichosporon cavernicola, 1536 nucleotides. RefSeq lists its product as uncharacterized. The transcript is spliced from 2 exons. Lineage: Eukaryota; Fungi; Basidiomycota; Tremellomycetes; Trichosporonales; Trichosporonaceae. Gene Ontology annotation, cellular component: cytoplasm. Gene Ontology annotation, molecular function: succinate-semialdehyde dehydrogenase (NAD+) activity. Gene Ontology annotation, biological process: GABA catabolic process. The coding region runs from base 1 to 1536 and encodes 511 amino acids. The record is from RefSeq and is a predicted model, not a curated record.
AUGACUGUCGAUGCUAAGCGCUAUGUCUCGCACCAGCCUAAUGUGACAGCCGAGAACCCAUUCGGCCUCGAUGACCCGACCCUCGUCGUGCCGUACGGCAUCGUGGGUGGCAAGCUGGUCGAUUCGUCGGACGGCGGGCGCUUCGACGUCCGCGACCCCGCGACCGGCAACGUGAUCGGCACGAUGCCGGACAUGACUGCGGCCGACGCUGCCGAGGCUGUCCGUGUCGCCGACGAGACCUUCAAGACGUGGCGCAACAGCAACAUUCUCGAGCGCCAGAAGAUCUUGCUCCGCCUCAACGACCUGUUCAUCCAGCACGCCAACGACAUUGCUCGUCUGAUUGUUUGGGAGAACGGCAAGAGCUGGACCGACGCUUACGGCGAGGUUCUGUACUCUGCCUCCUUCUGCGCGUGGUUUGCCGGCGAAUGUGUUCGCCAGCGCGGAGACGUGCUCGCCUCGGCUAUUCCCGGCCAGCGCAACCUGGUCAUCAAGCAGCCUAUUGGUGUGUGCGCCCUCCUCGUGCCGUGGAACUUCCCAGCUGGUAUGAUCACGCGCAAGGCCGCGCCGGUCAUUGCCACGGGAUGCACCGCUGUCGUCAAGGCCGACCCUAACACGCCUUUCACAAACCAGGCGAUCAUGGAGCUCAUGCGCCGUGCCGGCGUCCCCGACGGUGUCAUCAACUCGAUCACGACCGACAAGAACCUCCAGGAGGUGGGCAAGGAGCUUACCACCAACCGCCUCAUCAAGAAGGUUAGCUUUACAGGUUCGACGCGCGUCGGCAAGAUUCUCGCUGCCCAGGCAGCCGGUACGCUCAAGAAGCUCUCUCUGGAGCUUGGCGGAAACGCGCCCCUCAUCGUCUUUGACGACGCCGACAUUCCCACGGCCGUGGCGGGGACUAUUGCAUCCAAGUUCCGCGGAUCAGGCCAGACCUGCGUAUGUGCCAACCGCAUCUACGUCCACGAGGACGUUUACGACGAGUUUGCCAAGCAGCUCGCGGACAAGGUGAACAAUUUCAAGGUCGGGCCGGGGUUCGACGACGGCGUCACCCACGGUCCGCUCAUCAACGCAGCGGCUGCAGACAAGUGGCAGCACCACGUCGAUACGCUUGUCAAGUCUGGCGGUCGGAUUGUUGCCGGCGGAAAGCGAGAGGGUAACGCCGUCCAGCCGACAGUUAUCGUCGACGUGCCGACCGAGUGCAUCCUCGACGAGGAGGAGACGUUCUCUCCCCUGGCAGGCCUGAUCAAGUUCCGGGACGAGGCGCACGUCAUCGAGAUGGCCAACCGUGCCGAUGUCGGUCUGGCUGGCUACUUCUUCUCUCGUGACGCGGACCGUAUUUUCCGCGUCGCAGACGCACUGGAAGUCGGUAUGGUCGGUGCCAACACUGGAGCCAUCUCACAGGCAUUCAUUCCCUUUGGAGGCGUAAAGGAGUCGGGGUACGGCAAAGAGGGAGGGUAUGAGGGCACGGACGAGUUCCUGAACAAGAAGCUCGUGGCGAUCGGCAAGAACAUUGGCUCGCCCGCGACCGUGUGGGGUUAA